Schistosoma mattheei is the source of this 1861-nucleotide messenger RNA. The record is from the annotation of a GenBank genome assembly. Lineage: Eukaryota; Metazoa; Platyhelminthes; Trematoda; Strigeidida; Schistosomatidae.
CACAAGGUCACUUCGUCAGGUAGAUUCGAAAUAGCCCGCGUGAUGGAUUUGACGAUUUUGUCUGCUCCAGAUGAAUGCCUGCCUUGUGAUCCUGAGUGUUUACUAAUAUUUUGCUACAUCAGGUUAAAAGGGGCACGUAUGAACAUAAAGAUCAAGCUACCUGAUCAGUUUACUGUUGAGAGCUUCCCAGUUCUCAGUCAUGAUAAUAAGGAUUAUCACAGAAUCCCAAUUGUCCUAACGUAUUUGAGGAAAGAAAAUUAUGGCUUAGAAUAUGACUUAUCUGACAUUGAGGGUGUUCAGUUGUGUGCUUUAAUUUCAACUAUAGAACGUCGUUUAGCUCCUGCUAUUAAUUGGUUCCUAUGGGGUGACGAUUUUGUUUAUACUAAUUUCACUAGAAAAAUGUAUUUUGGAUCAAUUGGACUUAUUAAACAGUUAUAUAUUCCUUAUAUCUGGCGUAACAAAAAGUUAAAUAAGGCAAAGUCUUCUCAGUUAGUUAUUUGUCUUAAGAAUAUGUCCGAUUCAGAAAUAGGCGAGUAUUUAUAUUCACUGGCCAAACUGUGCAUUACAUCACUUGCUUACAUUUUGGGUGAAAAUACAUAUUUUAUCGGCAAUCGACCAACUGCAGUCGACGCUUAUGUGUUUGCAUUUAUGUGGCCCUUAUUAAUGUAUGAAUCACAGCAUGGUGAUUCUAAUUGGUGGGAUAUCGACUACAACUCAUCAUCGUUAUCAUCCACUUGUUUACAAUCAGGUUCACAUCAUUUAAUCACACAUCUAUUACAAUGUCCCAAUCUAAUUAGAUUUUUUAAGAAUAUCUCGUCGAAAUACUUUCAGAAACAUACAAAAUGUUUUAGAAAAGGUAUGAUCUAUAUCCCUUUUUGAUAAAUUUAAAUCAUACACUAAGAUAGAUGAAAGUUCUCAGUGUUUAUGUGAUACAUUUUGUACAAUCCAUAUCAAAUAAUCUGAUGAAAAGUUACCUGGUCAAAUUAAAAGGUAAUUGGGAAUAAAGAUGAAGAUAAUCAUUAAAGUGCUCAAUAUGAAAAUCACGCUGGAUAAUGAACCAGUAUUAAUAGGAAAAAUCUUCAGUUAUCGACAAGUCAGUUGUAUCUCGUCCGAUUCGUGAUUGUAUUCUCUGGGGUACUGGAGUAGUUGGUUUAUUUCUAACUUAUGCUUAUUAUUCAAAUAAUAUGUGGAUUUUACAAAGGUUCCACAAAUCUCGAUCAACCUAAGUGCUAUCUACAGUCGCUACUGUUAAUUAUUGUUUUAUAGUCCUUGAAUUGUGUGUAUUAUCUCGCAUUUCUCUCUCCGAAUAUCCUUCCUAUUCUCGUAAAUCUUUUUGAACCCAUUGUCAAUUCACACAAUUUUCUACCCUCCCUUUUUGAAAAUCUCGAUUCUGUAUGGUUUUACAACUUUCGGAUUGCAUAUGUGAAUAUUACUAUUUCCAGUACCUUUUUUGUUCCUAUGUCAUCCUGGCUGUUCUCUUUGUAAUAGUGUUAAUACAAAGAAGUUCGUCUAUACAUUGUUAUCUGAAAUGAUGGUGAUGUGUUCUCUGAACUAUUUAGUUUAAUUACUGAGAAGAAUUAGGCUCUAAAGAUGUCCAGAUUAAAAAUUAAUGAAAGCUCUAAUUCAGAUAACACAUUAAAUUGUUGUCUUUGACUGAUUGUAAUGCAUUUCUUAAAAGCUUCCUGUCUAUCAUUAUCUUAUGCUUGUUUUUAUCACAAAACAUUCAUUGUUACUUCUUUUCUCAAUGCCAGGGAUAAUCAUUAGCAAUAGUAAAAAUGUAUCAGAGAUGAAAAGAAUGUAUGGUAGUUUUUCUAUUACUUUAGUGCACUUUUGUAAAUAUAGAUCUUUAUAAUUUUUAGAA